Molecule: messenger RNA, 3978 nt
Organism: Thamnophis elegans (Western terrestrial garter snake)
Lineage: Eukaryota; Metazoa; Chordata; Lepidosauria; Squamata; Natricidae
Gene: SFMBT1
Product: Scm like with four mbt domains 1
Exons: 21
Coding region: 345-2933 (862 amino acids)
Biological process (GO): regulation of DNA-templated transcription
Cellular component (GO): nucleus
Molecular function (GO): transcription corepressor activity; histone binding
Source: RefSeq, a predicted model, not a curated record
UGCGGUCGCGAAAAGUUGCGAGGCGGUGGUCGCGGAAGCUCCCUCUCCCUCUGCCCCUUUGCCGACGGCGGGGUUGCUCCGAGCAAGAAGGGAAUCUCUGCCUGGCCUCCCCCGGUUCCCUCGGAGUCUGAAUGGGUCGCCGGCCGAGCACUUGGGCGACACUUCUCUCUCUCCCCCACACACACAUUCAAGUAGUCUACGGGUCGGGAGAAUCUCAUUUCAAGUUUUUGCUUCAACACAAAGCUUGAAGAAGCAGACAUUGAGAUGCUGAUGAGAUCAAGACAGUGACCCAGUGAGUUUUUCUAUUUCCUGUUCCCGAGCCGUAUUACCAGAUUGCUGUGAAAAUGAAUGGAGAACAGCAACGUGAGACAGAUGCAGGGUCUGUUGUAGAAGAAGCAGAGUUCAGUUGGGAUGACUAUUUGGAAGAUACAGGAGCAACAGCAGCACCUCACAGCUCAUUUAGACAUGUGGAUACCAGCCCACAAAAUGGCUUCACACCAGGCAUGAAAUUGGAGGUUGCUAUCAAACCUGGCCCUGACACUUACUGGAUUGCCACAAUCAUUACCACUUGUGGGCAGUUACUACUUUUGCGCUAUGAUGGUUAUGGAGAAGAUCGCAAGGCUGAUUUCUGGUGUGAUAUCAUGACAGCUGAUUUGCAUCCACUUGGCUGGUGUGAGCAGAACAAGAAGACCCUCAAAGUGCCUGAAGGCAUUAAGGAUAAAAUUCCCAAUCAGAUAGAAUUCCUUCAGCAAAUUCUGAAAGGAGCAUGUAGUCCUCCUGCUGGUCUUCUAGAAGGGCUCCAUCGAGGAAAAAAUUCUUUGGAUCUUAUUGCACCAGGGUCACGACUUGAAUGUCAGCACAUAAAUAGCUGUCUAGGAGCUUGGAUAGUCACUGUUCUGGAAAACAUUGGUGGAAGACUCAGGCUGCGCUAUGAAGGACUUGGAGAUGUAGAACAAUAUGACUUAUGGAUGUUCUAUUUAGAUCCCUUUCUCCAUCCAAUGGGUUGGGUAUCUCAGCAAGGAUACAUUCUUGAACCUCCUUUAGCUAUUAGGCAUUUGAAGACUGAAAUAGAAUGGCAAGAAACUCUAGCAAAAGUAAAAGAAGAGGAAGAAGAAUCAUUAGUGCCCACUGAUCUGUUCAAGGACAAACCUGUUGUUGGAACUCAUGCAUUUUCUGUAAAUAUGAAGUUGGAAGCUAUUAAUCCAAAAGCUCCUUUUGCCAUAUCACCUGCUACAGUUACAAAGGUAUUUGAUGAUAAAUAUUUCUUGGUAGAAAUAGAUGAUUUGAGACCAGAUUGUACCACAAGACAGCCUUUUAUUUGUCAUGUCAAUAGUGCUGGACUUUUCCCUGUGCAGUGGAGUCUGAAAAAUGGCUUACAUCUCAACCCUCCACCUGGUUAUCCAGGUCAAGACUUUGACUGGGCAGAUUAUCUCAAGCAAUGCGGAGCUGAAGCUGCUCCCCAAAGCUGCUUUCCUCUGUUUAAUUCUGAGCAUGGUUUUAAGGAGAACAUGAAACUUGAGGCUGUGAAUUCAGAAAACCCAGAAGAAAUCUGUGUGGCUACUAUUACAAAGGUGAAGGAUUCCUAUCUCUGGCUACAGCUGGAAAGUUCUAAAAUCCCAGUCCCUGAAUUCAUAGUGAGUGUGGAAUCUAUGAAUAUAUUUCCAGUUGGUUGGUGUGAAACUAAUGGAUACCAGCUUAGACCUCCUCGCAGAGUAGUAGUGAAUAAGGAAAAGAAAAUUGCAGUUGUUCAACCAGAGAAACAGAUAUUAUCUUCAAGGACUGUCAGUGAAGGAUUAAAGACCCAGGAACUGAACUCAGCGGACACUAUUGUAACAAAUGGUAAAUACUGUUGCCCAAAGAUCUACUUUAACCACCGAUGCUUCUCAGGACCUUAUCUUAACAAAGGGAGAAUUGCAGAACUCCCACAGUCUGUAGGACCUGGGAAUUGCGUCCUUGUUCUUAAAGAGGUUCUUUCUUUAUUGAUCAACGCUGCUUACAAACCUAGUCGUGUUCUUAGAGAAAUACAACUAGAUGAAGAAGCUUCGUGGCAUGGAUAUGGGGAGAUUUUGAAAGCAAAAUAUAAAGGAAAGAGCUACCGAGCUACAGUGGAGGUGGUAAGAACAGCUGAUCGAGUUGCAGACUUCUGCAGGCAGACCUGCAUCAAACUGGAAUGUUGUCCAAAUCUUUUUGGCCCCCAAAUGGUGCUAGACAAAUGUUCUGAGAACUGCUCUGUUCUAACAAAAACCAAAUACACCCAUUAUUAUGGAAAGCGGAGAAACAAAAGGAUUGGCCGACCACCUAGUAUCCACAGCAACAUUGAGGCAAGCAUGAAAAAAGCAAACAGGAAAAGAAAAAAACGGAAAAACUUCUUUGUUCAUAAGAAGAAGCGAUCUUCUACCUCUGUAGAUAACACACCAGUGGGAUCACCCCAAGGAAGUGGCGAUGAGGAUGAUCAGGAUGAGAUAGACGAGGAGUCUCUUACUGAAGACAGUACCUCUGAGCACCAGGAGGAACUGUCUGAAGUAUCAGAGAAGAAAUCACAGUCAUCUUCCCCAACACAGAGUGAGCAGUCUCAUUUUGGGGCUCCAGACCGGGACAAACGGAAAAGAAAACUACGGACUUUUUCUUUCUCAGAUGAUGAAAAUAGGCCACCUUCACCAAAGGAAAUAAAGAUAGAAGUUGAUGAAAAAUUACAGCUGGACAGCAAUCCUCUGGAAUGGAGUGUAGCAGAUGUUGUGCGGUUCCUUAAAUCUACAGAUUGUGCGCCAUUAGCUAGAAUAUUUCUGGAUCAGGAAAUAGAUGGGCAGGCACUUCUCUUGCUCACUCUUCCCACGGUUCAGGAGUGUAUGGACUUGAAGCUUGGCCCAGCCAUUAAACUUUGCCAUCACAUUGAAAGGGUUAAAUUUGCCUUCUACCAGCAGUUUGCCAACUAAAACAGGAGGAAGAAGAUAAGCUGAACCUGAAACUUUGAAGCACAAGUGCAGUAACCUGCUUUUCCUUCAGCAGGAAGAACCAAGAAGGGUUAGAUGGAAACUGCUUAUGAACUGGCUUUACAGUUUUGCACUUUGAGUGGGGAAAAUACUUGGAGCAAAAUAUUAAUGCAAUCCUAACUAUCUUUGCAGCUGUCUUUUGGCUUAAAAAAGUAGUUCUUACUCAUUCUGUACAUCAGGGCUUUUUUAUGAAUAAAAGAUGAUUUAAAUAUCUUUUGCGAGGAGAAAACAAAUCCUCCAAUUGUGGUAUGGACAGAAAGAAUUUACAGCAUGUGGAAAGGAAUGCAGAAGAUGAGCAUUUCUUUGCUGCUUGCUGAAUGACCGUCCUCUUUUUUAUUUUUAUUUUUUUUAGUCUUGAAGAUAAUUUAAAUGAGUAGACUAGCUGUUUGCCAAGAUACAUGGUGUGGCCAAAAGGUUAAAAGUGAAAUUGCAGCUUCUUUCUGCUUUAUUUUAGAGCCUGCUCUCUACCUCUAAAACCAAAAAAGGCUACAAGGCAAGUAAAAGAAUGAUACAGCUACUGACUUUUCUGUAGUUAAAUUAUGGAUGCCCCUCUUUUUCUACUGUCCUGACAGAAUCGUAGCCUUUAGCAGCUACAGGAUAGUCACAGACUGAAGAAGUAGCAUUCUUUAUUAUGGAGAAAUAUUGAUAAAUGAAGAUUGUGCCUGUCAUGUUGCAGAUAAAAGUAGAGAGGGAAAACUUAGAAAUUGUGGAUAUUGAUAUGUGCUAUGGGUAAGCUAAAGUUGCACAGAAAUAUUGCCACACCCCAGAAAUAUUUUUUAGGAAAUAUGUAGCUAUUUAGGGAAAAUUACAUAGUCUUCCCUUGCUAUUUGCUUAAAACUGAAUUUGUAUCCUUAGCAGAAGAAUGAAUUGAGCUCCUUCCAGGUCUCAAAUAAGUAAAUUUAUCAAUUGUUACAGUUUUGUAAAUGCACCCAUAGAACUUGAUUUUCUUAAAGUAUAUACAGAAGAAAAAUGGUGGCAUAGUUUGCAU